AUGGCUAUUCGUCUUGUGCUUCAGUCCAUUGCAAAGGGCUCCAUCCUUGUUGACAACGCCGAGCGUUACGUCAGUGUCGCACGCGGUGUGGUCAUUUAUGUCGCCUUUCUCCGCGAGGUGGAUGAGGCCGCGCUGCANCCGGCCAUCACGUCCAUUUUGGGGGCGAAACUCUUCCAGAACGCCUCACCUGGGAGCGUGCCGCCUUUUCCUAUUGUGUCACUAAGCGAGUGCCAGGAGGCUGAUAUUCUUGUCGUGCCGCAGGCUUCACUUGGUGGGAAGCUCAAGGGGCGAAGCAUUCAGUUCCACGCGUUGGUGAAUAAGUCACAAGGAGAACUGCUCUACAACCGCUUCUGUGAACUCCUUCGUGAAGCGCGAGGUAUCGACAUGACUACUGUUGAUGCAAACGGGGCGCCGUUAGAUGAGACGGUGCACCUUGACGAGUUGUGCAGUGCGGGUCGCGUCGUCAGCGGCACGUAUGGCAAUCGGCAGGGCCUGAAGAUCGAGUCGGAAGGACCUCUCACGCACACUUUGGACCUCUGA
Molecule: messenger RNA, 540 nt
Organism: Trypanosoma grayi
Lineage: Eukaryota; Euglenozoa; Kinetoplastea; Trypanosomatida; Trypanosomatidae
Product: Chain A, Structural Analysis Of A Probable Eukaryotic D-Amino Acid Trna Deacylase
Exons: 1
Coding region: 1-540 (179 amino acids)
Biological process (GO): tRNA metabolic process
Cellular component (GO): cytoplasm
Molecular function (GO): D-tyrosyl-tRNA(Tyr) deacylase activity
Source: RefSeq, a predicted model, not a curated record